Archocentrus centrarchus (flier cichlid) is the source of this 1490-nucleotide messenger RNA. RefSeq names its product translocase of inner mitochondrial membrane 21 (gene timm21). The transcript has 6 exons. Gene Ontology annotation, cellular component: TIM23 mitochondrial import inner membrane translocase complex. Bases 177 to 899 code for a protein of 240 amino acids. The record is from RefSeq and is a predicted model, not a curated record. Gene Ontology annotation, biological process: protein import into mitochondrial matrix. NCBI's taxonomy places the organism in Eukaryota, Metazoa, Chordata, Actinopteri, Cichliformes, Cichlidae.
UGCGUCCUGCUCCAGUGUUUUCGAGUAGGUUGGUGCUGCGAGGUGUUCAUUCAUGUAUAUUAAGUCAUUAUACGUGUACAAGUGUACUUAUACCAUACGGUAGGUUGGUUAGUGUAGUUUUGCAGUAUUAGGAAGCUACUGGCCGGGUAAACAGACGGCAGCGACUCUCUCUAAUCAUGGCUUAUAUACAGAUCUUGAAAGUCCUGCACCGAAAUAUGCAACACGGAGCGCCACAGGUCAACGUGCUUGUCCACACGCACAGGAGAGCUUCAGCGUUAUCGAGACUGGCCCUCCACAGAGGACUAGAGGCUCAUUCGCCUGCGCUAAGCUGCUUUAUUCAGGCACACAGACGGCGGGGCAUUUGUCUCGACUUUACAGCCAGAAAUAAAAGCAGCCCCGAGGACAGAGACAGGUCAGUCUCCAGGUACCAAAGCGGGAGCUCAAAGCCUUCAGCUACACAAAAAGUGAAAGAAGCUGGCAGAGACUUCACCUACCUGAUCGUUGUCCUCAUCGGGCUAGGAGUGACAGGCGGGCUGCUCUAUGUGGUGUUUCAAGAGCUGUUUUCAUCCACAAGUCCAAAUAAAGUCUACGGGAGAGCCUUUGACAAAGUCAAAUCACACCCAGAGGUGAUUGGUGCGUUUGGUGAGCCAAUCAAAUGUUACGGGGAGACUACCCGUCGAGGAAGGAGGCAGCAAGUCAGUCAUAUUGAGUACCUGAAGGAUGGACUGAAGCAUAUGAGACUUAAGUUUUACAUUGAAGGCGCAGAGCCAGGAGUGAAGGGAACAGUGCAUACAGAGUCUAAAGAGAAUCCUGAAACUGGAAAAUAUGAGUUUCGUUAUAUAUUUGUGGACAUUGACGCCUACCCGAGACGGACAAUAAUUGUGGAAGAUAACAGAUAACAGAUUCACCUUCAUUUAACUGUCAAAGGUGGUUAAACAGUUAUGGCUGACACUUCACAACAAUGUGAGCAUUUGGUGAAGAGCCUUGCAAAGCAGAUUUCAAAGGAUCCUGUGACCGUCGUGUGCUACUGAUUUAUGAGUAAUGUUUGUUUUUUUGACUACAUUAUUUCACAAUCAAGAUCGAAAUGCUUUUAAACUUGAAUACAAUAAAAGCUUUAGGAACAAGCAUACAACCAAAACAGCUUGUUUUUUGUGAGAUACAGUAGUUUUCAUUGGAACCACAGGUAAUCUUUUAGCUGUAAUGAGUUGGAUGUGUGGUGUAACAGGUCCAUUAAACUCGUGUAUUACCUUUUAAGCUCGUUUUUUAGGUAUGUAAUGUAUGUCUUUUUAGAAAUCUUAAAAAUAUUGUGGAUUCUUUACUUUCAUAUUUAUUUUAUUUGUUGUGUACCGCAAACAGAGAAGUAUGAAAUAGUCACCACCAGAUGGAGUCAUCGAGUCAUGGUUAGCGUUAUAUGCCCUUUUUCAUCUUUGCUGUCCUCCCCUCUUUACAAGUAUUUGAGAAGUGUAACCAAUAAACUGAUUUUAAAACUC